Paramecium tetraurelia is the source of this 1797-nucleotide messenger RNA. RefSeq lists its product as uncharacterized. The transcript is spliced from 5 exons. NCBI's taxonomy places the organism in Eukaryota, Ciliophora, Oligohymenophorea, Peniculida, Parameciidae. Gene Ontology annotation, cellular component: membrane. The record is from RefSeq and is a predicted model, not a curated record. Gene Ontology annotation, molecular function: ATP binding; ABC-type transporter activity; ATP hydrolysis activity.
AUGACAGAAACUGUGAAAUUUGAGAUGACUCCAUUAAAUACGAACAAACCCGAACCUUCUACAUCGAAAACACUCAGAAGCAGAAAAGUUGUUGAUUUAGUUUUCUAAAAUAUUACCUAUGAAAUAAAUAAACGAAUAAUUCUGAAUAAUAUCAGUGGGAUCUGUCCUGGUGGACAUGUCACAGCAAUUAUGGGAAGUUCUGGUGCAGGUAAAACAACAUUACUGAAUGUUUUGGCUUGUCGAAUUUCUAAUUCCAAAACCAACAAAUUGACUGGGAAAUUGUUGGCCAACAGUUGUCCAUAUGACUACGAGAAGUUUUCUUAGUUUGCAUCCUAUGUGAUGUAGAAUGAUGUUUUAAUGGAAACUAUGACUCCGAAAGAAGCACUUUAAUUUGCUGCCAACCUUAAAUAUAGUGAUGCAGAAAUAAAGUAAUCCAGAGUUAUUGACACUCUUAAAUGCAUGAGACUUGAGAGAUGCUAGAAUACAUUCAUUGGAGGAAUUAAUAUGAAAGGCAUUUCAGGAGGAGAGAGAAAAAGAACUUCAAUUGGAUAUGAAUUAGUCUCUAAUCCUAGUUGCAUAUUGCUUGAUGAACCAACUUCUGGAUUAGACUCAUUUACAGCAUUUUAAAUUAUCCAUCAAUUAAGAAAAUUAUCAGAUGAAUAAGACAGAACUAUCAUCUUUACCAUACAUUAACCAAGUUCAGACAUCUUCUUACUUUUUGACAGGAUUAUGCUUUUGGUUUAAGGGAGAUUAGCAUAUUAAGGAUCCAGAGACAAUAUAAUCAACCAUUUCAGCAGUUUUGGAUUUAAGUGUCCUGACCAUUCUAAUCCAAUGGAUUAUUUCUUAUCUAUAACUCAUGCUGAAGAUAAGUAGAAUAUUGAGAAUUACAGUUUGUAUUUUCAGGAAUACGAACAGAAAUUACAAAAAUAAAUAGACUCUGAAAUCUAGAAUUGCUGCAAUUCAGAUGUGCCAUUAAAAAUUAAUGAAACCUCAUUUACAUAUUAAAUAGGUGAAAUAUCUUCAAGAGGAGUCAAAGACAUUAUGAGAGAUCAUAUGCAAUUCAAAGCAAAGGUCAUAUAGGCAAUCUUUUUGGGCUUAUUGAAAGGAGGUGUGUUUUGGGGAGCUGGUCGUAAUAAUGGGAAAUUAGAAUAAUUAUUAUCAAUAUCUGGAGCCUUGUUUUUCAUCUGUGUGGAUUUUACAAUGAAUGCCAUCAUGUCAUGUAUUCUAAGCUUUUCAGUAGAGAGAGAGGUCUUUUUGAGAGAGGAGAAUUCAAAACUAUACACUACUAAAUCGUAUUUUCUAGCUAAAUAACUUAUUGAGAUUCCAUUUUGUGUUAUUUCACCAUUGAUCUAAUAAAUAAUAGCAUAUUGGAUGAUAGGAUUAAAUUAUGACUCUGGUGAAAUAGUAUUAAUACAUCUCCUUAUCUCAGUUUUAGUAUUUGUUUGUUCUAAUUCAAUGGGUUUAAUGGCUGGAGCUGCAUUCAAAGACAUUUAAAUGGCAUUAAAUAUUGUACCAGCAAUAGUGACUCCAUUGAUAAUCUUUUCAGGGUUCUAUUCAAACUAGAAGUCUUUUUAUCCUUGGAUCGGAUGGUUGCAAUAUCUGAGUCCAAUGAAAUAUGGGUUUGAGGCCAUGUCUUAUAAUGAAUAUUAAGAUAAGCAAUAUGAUAUUGAUCCAGAAGAACUUUAUGGAUUUAAUAUAGGAUUGUGGUGGUGUGCUCUAAUUCUUUUUGGAUACAUAGUUGUGUAUAGAUUCCUGGCAUUUCUAUUUUUAUAUGGAUUAAAAUAAAAACUUCAAUGA